UCAAGACUUACAACAUUUAACAAAAAAUCAUUCAAAAUUUAAAAAAGUUCCACUAGUAAUUCAGGAUUCCCUCCUUUUUUCAUGUUACCGCCUAAGCUAAACAAACUCAUCCCUGGGAGAUUAUAAAAUCCCCAACCCUUUCCUCUUUUGCCCUACACAUUCUUCAAUCACAUGUCUUGUUCAUCCUCCUCUUAUGGCAGUCUCCUUUCUUCAUAUUCCUUUUUUCCUUCCUAAUGUGUCAGUCUCCUUUCUUCAUAUUCUUUUUUCCUUCCUACUUCUUGGAGGCAUGCAAACAUAAUGAAUAUCACUGACAUAAAUACCAAGAAGUUGAACAACAAAUCAAGGCAACUUAUUGGUGAAGAGCUUCUAAGACAUUCAAAACAAAAUACAUGUGGUUCAUACUCAACUUAGAGAGGACUGAUCAACAAGUUGGCUGUAGAAUUUAAUGUGUCUAGAAAAAUAGUUAGUAAGAUAUGAGCCAUUGGAAAGAAAUAAUUAGAGCAGGGGGUUGUCAUUGAUGUGAGAAUCAGAAUGAUUGGUAACAGUGGCACAAAGAAGGAAAACAUGGAUGUAAAAGCUAUUGCAGACACUCCCCUCAUGAAGAGGGGUACUGUAAGAUCAUUAGCAACUGCCAUUGGCAAGCGAAAGUCAAUUGUGCAUGAGUGGAUAAAAAGAGGUAUGUUUAGGAGUCAUUCUAAUGCUAUAAAAACAUACUUAACUAAUAUUAAUAAACUUUCAAGGUUGAGUUUCUCUUUAGAGCUGGUUGAACCUUCAGUAUGCCUCACCAGUCUAUGUUUAAGACUUUUCACAAUAUUUUGCACAUUUAUGAGAAGUGGCUCUUUAUGACCAAAACUUCUAUGAGAUUUUACCUUCUUCUAAAUGAAGUAGACCCAUAUAGGACAUGCAAAUCAAAAAGGUCCAUAACAAAAGUCAUGUUCUUGUGGGUGGUUAGGAGACCAUUUGUUGAUGAUAAUGGAGCUGUUUUAUGGGAUGGUAAAGUUGGCAUAUUCUAUUUCACGUUGUUUUAUGGGAUAGUAAAGUUGGCAUAUUCCAUUUCACUGAAAGUGUGAAAGCCAAAAGAAAGAGCAAGAAUAUGCCUAAAGGGGUGUUGGAAGUAAAAGCAACUAAUAGUUUUACCAAACAAGUCACAAAAGACGUGCUUAUUAAUAAAGUCAUUCAAGGAAUCUAGGAAAAGUAUCCAUCAUAGUUAUCAAAGAACAUUUACAUUCACCAAGAUAAUGCAAGGUCACACAUUCAAGGUUUGCACUCAGACUUUGUUGCUCCAGGUAACACAAAUGGUUUUCACAUUACUCUAGAUAACUAACCCCCCAUCUCCCCAUACUUAAAUGUGUUGAACCUUGGGUUUUUCAAAGCCAUACAGUCAUUACAAGAAAAGUGUGCUCCAAUUAAUGUGGCGGAGUUGUUAGAGACAGUUUUAAGUUGCCUUAUAUGGGGAAAGACAGACUAGACAGGGCAGGGACACAACUUAAGUGAUUGAACAUAGACCCAGACAUAAUUUUGAAGGCAGCAACACUGCUUAGACAAAGAAAUGGGACUACACAUGAACACAUGAUUGAGUUCAACACUGAAGAGGGAGAUGAAUACCUAUCUUUAGAGUUAAACUGAAUGAAAUGAAAGUAAGAAAUGUUUUUUUGGGGUGGGGUUGGGGGUUGGGGGAGUUGGUUUUUCAUAGUGGCAGGUAGUGUGGUUUUCUAAGUGCUUACAAGUUUUAGGUUUUUCUUAAUUGUAGACACACUGGGUUUUUUAUCUUAUGCAUAUAUACUCAGAACAAGGCAACUACACUACUUAGUUUAUAUGUACUUACAGCAGUGAGCAUUAUGUAAAGAUGCACUUCAUCAUGGCCAAAUUCAUCAUUGCCAAAUUUUUGUUAUGUUAAUGCCACUUCAUCAUUGCCAAAUUUUUAAGAUGCAAACAUAUACAUAAGACAGAAAAGAAUACUUAAACCCAAAUGGUCAUCAUAGUAGGUUACAUUUUUCUCAGACAAAUUCAUGUCCUAAAUUGAUGUCUUCACAGAAAAUGACAACAUAGAUUAAGUACUAAAAAACACUCCCACAUGGUAAAUUUAUCAUCCUAGUACAUAUUGUUUUCUUUGAUAAGGAAAACUUAAUCCCAGUCAUCACAAAAUUUGGCCAACAGAAAUCAUAUAUACACCAUUCUAUAGCAUGCAAACAUUCUCAUAAUAGAAUCACACCAUCAACAAAUCAACAGUCAUAAUUAGGCAUGAACAAGCAGUCAUCACAAAAAUAAAGGCACGAAGAGAAAGGAUGUGAAAGUUACUCCCCUACAUGUACUUUGAAGUUCAAAAGUUAGGGUCGAGAGUGGGAAGUAAGAUGUUCAGCAUAUCGAUGUGGGGGUGCAUGCGUGAAUAGAUCCUUGGAGAAAUCUCAAUACUAGUCGUAUCAAACCCCUCUAUCUCAUCACUGUCAAUUUCUUCAAUGAAGAACUCAGCCUCCUCACUCCCAAGAACAAUAACGGAGUCUGUGGCAGAGGUAAGGUCGAUUACCUCCUUGUCUAUGACCGGGGCAGCAUCAGCACCAUCGUCGUUAUUGUCGAUGACCUCGUCCUCCUCGUUGUCGUCAGAGAUGAAGGGGUAGCCACCAUCUCCAAACUGUGUUUCUGGAAUACGUGAUUCGUAAAGGAAAUCACGAGAUUCCAUUCAAUAGAGUAGAAAUCUAGGGUUCUUGGAGGGGAGAGUAAUUUAGGGUUCGCCGAAGCAGAUGAAGAUUUAAGACAAUCUGGUUGUGCGAGAGAGGGAGAGAAACUGAGUAGAUCUAUACAUAUCUAGAAGGUGCGAAGAAGUAAAUGAGGAGAGGAACGGUUGUGGAACUCUGUAA
This is a messenger RNA of Cuscuta campestris, 2855 nucleotides long. The record is from the annotation of a GenBank genome assembly. NCBI's taxonomy places the organism in Eukaryota, Viridiplantae, Streptophyta, Magnoliopsida, Solanales, Convolvulaceae.